AUGGAGUCUGGCCGGCCGAGGUCUAGUCAGACUACCGUAUCCGUCAAUUUCGACGACGCCAAUACCCUCUCCCCACACCCACGUAUCAAAUUCGGCGUUGCGGAAUGCAUCGAGACUAAGACCAUCACCACCACCACAACUACGAAGAGAUCUUACCCACCUCUCCUCGUAAGGGAGUCGAGGCCCCUUUCAUCCCUCGACACCAAGGAGUACCCUCUGGCUCAAAAACCCACCCCACCCGAGUUGGCCAAUUUUACAUUUAAUGUCUCCCAUUAUGGCGGCAUAUCUUGGCCUGUUGACGAUGAUAUUGACCACCAACAAGACUCCCAGCAAUAUGCCAGUGACGAAUCUUUUCAAGAUGUCAAGACAGAGCCGGGAAUAGACCCAUCCAACGUUCAGGGCACCCGACGCUCAUCCAACAAUCCCUAUCUACGAACAUCUUCCCGCGCAGGUCAUAAGAUGGAGUCCCGGGCCUCUUCGCCGAUUGUUGGUGGAUCUGUCAAGAAAAGCUCGCAGAGACAGGCCGCACGGGCCUAUACUACAAACAUUUCCAGCGCCGUAUCGGACAAACUCCGUCGUGCCUUGACCCACGGUUCUCGUAAAGAAGUCUCUAGGCACAACCCGGGUAGAGCCUCUAGCAGUAGUUUUCCAGCAACUCCUGACACUGAACCCAUGCCCAUCAACGCCAGUCGACCUCCGAGAUUACGCCAUUCACAUCUCGAAUCAUUCGAGACCCCCGAGUCUCACAGUACCAGUCAAUCACAGUCCUUUUUCGACAUAUCAAGCCCUUCUGGCAGUGACUCCCAUACCGUCUUUAGUAGUAAUGUGGCUACUCCCCCCAUUACCGAUGCAGACGCAGAUGCCGAGCCCUUCGCCGAUGUCGAUGCCGACGAGUCUCUCCAACAAUCUAUUCGCGCCCUUCAUCAUCCACGACCUAUUAACACCCUCGCAGCCCAAGAUGCAAGCUUACCUAGUCCGCGCUUGUCUCCAACCCUCCAGGCCUCCAGAUUUCAUGAACUUGAUCAAGAUGAAGCAGAUAACGCUGCAGAUGAGGACGUUUCUCUGAUCUUCCACGAUGACAGCCAGAACACGAUGGAUUAUGAAUCCGGCCCAUCUUCUGCGGAUACGGAACCCUCAUCGGCCAUCGUUAAGCGUUUUGACGAAGACACGCAAUCCUCUCAGCCCACGAUAAUGGACACUCGCUCCAUGCUGGAGAGCUUCGAUGCAAUGCCCACCGAGAUGAAGUCGUUCAUGAUGUAUCAAUUCCUCCGCAGAUGUUCCCGGAAGACCCUCCACGUUGUAGCCGACGUCGUUAAUCCUGCCCUAAAGUGUGAUAUCCUGAAGGACUUACCCCUUGAGCUGACUUUACAUAUCCUCUCUUAUUUGGAUCAUCGUGAUCUGUGCCGUGCGGCACAGGUUUCGAAGCAUUGGCGGGGUAUCAUUGACAGUAACGAAACCUGCUGGAAGGAGCUUUUCGAUCUGGACGGCUUCACUCUGGCCCCAGGUGAGCUCGAUAGAGCCAUUCGAGAAGGAUGGGGUUGGCAAGAUCCCGUGGGACAUGAUGGAUGCGAACGCGACUACAGCACGCAGGCUCGACUUACAUCUACCGAGAAAGAACUGAUCCGUUCUUCCAAACCGGACCCGCCGCCGCAUAAGCUGCGAACUUCCAAGCGCAAGAGAGCUUUGAAUAGCCUCGGCUCCGAACGAUCAAAGCGACGAGCAAGCGCGCAGGAGAUGGCGAAAGAUGAAAAAACUUACACCGGGGAGAGAAUACACAAAUCUGAAGGACCCAUGUCUGCCGCCAACGCCGCCGCCAUGGCCGUGCCUGACCCGCAUAUUGGCCUACCAAGCCUUAGGAGACUUCAUUUAUUCAAGUCACUCUACCGUCGCCAUUAUAUGAUCCGUAAGAGUUGGACAAGUGGCAAGGUCAAGCCUGGCCAUGUGGCAUUUGCGGCUCACCCUCGUCAUGUCAUUACUUGCCUCCAGUUUGACGAAGACAAAAUUAUCACUGGUAGCGAUGACAUGCUUAUCCAUGUUUACGAUACGAAGACUGGAAAGCUCCGCCGACGUUUGGAAGGUCACGAGGGAGGGGUUUGGGCGCUCCAAUACGAAGGCAAUGUUCUGGUGUCUGGCUCAACAGAUCGCUCUGUUCGUGUGUGGGAUAUUGAGAAAGGACUUUGCACGCAGGUGUUUUACGGUCACACUAGUACUGUCCGUUGCCUGCAAAUUCUAAUGCCGACAGAUACAGGCAAGGUUGAGAAUGGGCAGGCUGUUAUGAUGCCUGCGAAACCUCUCAUCAUUACCGGUUCCCGGGAUAGUCAACUACGAGUGUGGCGUCUACCUGAAUCAGGAUCUAGAAGAUAUAUUCAGACUGGACCACCUGCCAACGAUGCCGACUGUCCGUACUUCAUCCGCACGCUUCAAGGCCACAACCACUCGGUCCGCGCCAUUGCUGCGCAUGCAGAUACACUCGUUAGCGGAAGUUACGAUAACACCGUGCGCGUGUGGCGUAUCAGCACCGGGGAGACAGUGCAUGUGUUGCAGGGCCAUACCCAGAAAGUGUACAGCGUCGUCUUAGACGUCGCACGUAACAGAUGCAUAUCGGGUAGCAUGGACAGCUACGUGAAAAUCUGGGAUCUAGAAACCGGAACCUGUCUACAUACCCUUGAUGGGCAUACUCUCCUCGUUGGUUUACUGGAUCUCCGUGACGAGCGACUCGUCUCGGCAGCCGCAGAUAGUACCCUGCGUAUCUGGGACCCGGAGAGUGGACGAUGCCAGUCGACGUUGUCGGCGCACACCGGAGCAAUUACCUGUUUUCAACAUGAUGGGCGGAAAGUUAUUAGUGGCAGCGAACGAACUCUGAAAAUGUGGGACAUCCGCUCGGGCGAGUGCAUUCAGGACCUUCUGACGGACCUUAGUGGGGUCUGGCAGGUUAGGUUUGACGAACGCCGAUGCGUAGCGGCUGUCCAGCGAGACAAUCUAACAUACGUCGAGAUUCUUGACUUCGGCGCGGUUCGUGAUGGCAAAUCACCUGAGGAACUUGGGAAACGAAUCCUGCUCAAUGCCCCUGAGGUGCAGAGAAUCAUAGAAGAAGACAACUAG
Molecule: messenger RNA, 3102 nt
Organism: Hypoxylon fragiforme
Lineage: Eukaryota; Fungi; Ascomycota; Sordariomycetes; Xylariales; Hypoxylaceae
Product: WD40 repeat-like protein
Exons: 3
Coding region: 1-3102 (1033 amino acids)
Molecular function (GO): protein binding
Source: RefSeq, a predicted model, not a curated record